GCUGGAUGUAGUUGUUCUCCUCCAGGAUGGGAUUCUGCACCCCUGCCUAUUUCGGCACUUUGGGAAUAUUGUACUUGGUGACUCUGGGUAACCUGGCGGAGACUUCAUCCGAGUUUUCAGGUUAUAUUUCUAAAAUACUGAGGAAUUAUACGUUACGGGCCUGUGAUGGAGAAUAUGUUUCACUGCGAUGUCCUCACAAAACCACCAUCAGCAUCCAGUCGACCUUCUAUGGACGGAACCUGCCUAGUCAUCAGAUGUGCCCGACUCGCCACACACAGCCGUAUCCUACCUUUGUGAAAGAAGACGUGUCCUGCUCCACCGACACUUCACUUCAGAAAGUGCUGGACGAGUGCCAGGACCGGAGGAAUUGCCAGCUGCUUGUCAAUAGUCGUUUGUUUGGGUUGGAUCCAUGUCCAGGGACCAGCAAGUAUUUGGUUGUACGAUACAAAUGCAGGCCAAAUGAAUAUAAGAGUAAGGUGGCCUGUGAGGAUGACCGCCUGAAGCUGACCUGUAAGAGACACACAGUCAUCGCCAUCUACUCCGCUACAUUCGGGAGACUUCAGGGUGGUGGCCUGGAGUGUCCAUUCCAGAACCAGGACAUGCCUAUGAUAGAGUGCCAGUCAUCCUCCGCCCUGUCGCUCAUGACCAAGCGCUGCCAGGGCAGACGCACUUGUAGUGUCUACGCCAGCACUUAUGAAUUCGGAGACCCGUGUUAUCCAGGGAUCCGCAAACACCUCAAUGUCAUCUACACAUGUGUACCACAGAAACUGCUGCUUGAAACCCAGCCAAAAUCAACGAAUUACCACAGGGUACGGCAAACACACUACACCCGACUGCCAGGGGCGUACGACCGUGACGUGAUUGGGGAUGGGGUCCUCUUCCCUGAUCCUGCAUUCAUAACAGAACAAGUUCUGCCAGACACCAAGAAAGGACCGGCAGCCGCCUUUUACCCCAUAGAUAAUAACCUCUCUAUGGGAACAAUAGAUCCUCCUGUCUCCAAUCAAACCAUGGCACCCGUGGGGCAGAGCAGUUCUGAGAUGGCAUUGAUCAGCAACGUCUUGGCGGCGUAUUCUUUUAUUACAGAAAAUCCGGAGAGGGCGGCUUUGUAUUUCGUAUCUGGAGUGUGCAUCGGCCUAAUUCUGACACUUCUGGCAUUAGUAAUGAGGAUAUCCUGUCAGACGGACUGUAAGAGGUCCACGGUGAAGAAGAACCCCAGGAAACAGGAGAGUGACAGUGACAGCAGCGACAGUGAUGACGACUCGGACACCACCUCCGAUCUGUCUGCCAGGCGGCACAGGCGCUUCGAGAGGACUUUAAAUAUGAACGUUUUUACUUCUGCAGAAGAACUUGAGAGAGCACAGAGGCUCGAAGAAAGGGAACGUAUUAUUCGAGAGAUCUGGAUGAAUGGACAACCGGACAUCCCCGGAACAAGGAGCCUUAACCGUUACUAUUAGGAAUUCUUCUCUUCUCUGAAUAAACUGGGAUCAACAAUGGGGAAAUUUUCUGACAGGAAAUGCGGAGGAAGCGAUUAUUUAUGGAUGCAAGCUGAGUGCUUCCUCAGUGUUCAGGUCCUUGGAACAACAAAAACAUGACAAUUAUUCCGGUUUCUCCAAGAGGACCAUUGAUAGACGACCCCGAUCGGUAUUCAUCUUGCCAGAGAGGACAAUUGACUGGAGACUGCUGGCAAUGUGACCGUAUUCAUUGUGAUCCACUAGUGAUGUUGUCUGAGGCUGGUCCUUGAUGACUCUCCAUGUUCUCCAUUAUAUAACCAGCAUGGACAAUGGGACUAUACAAUACAGGACUUUCCUACAAGUAUUUUGGGCAUUUCUUCUUUUCAUAAGAGCAAGCAGAAGGACAAUUUGUUUCUGGAAGACAUAAAACCCUCUUGGUGAUUGUACAGGAUGUUAUAUUUAAUAGAUGUUAUAAAAUCUUCCCGUUUUGGCAGCAUUUAGAACUGACACCUCAGGGACGAAGUACUAUUGUAUUUUCGUAAGCUUUCGUGGUCAGUGUAUAUGGUGUUCCUGGCAGAACUGGAUUUACAAUUUUAGGAGCUUUUAGAUAUUUAUUGGUAUGGUUGUAGUUGGUGUUGGCAUUUAGUAACUCGAAAUAUGGCUGGCCAUACAUAUUAUAUAUAAGUGGACAGAGCUUGCUGAUAUUAAUGGGACCGGCCAACAAACUAAUGGAUAUGGCCAUCUCCGAACUGCAGAUGUCUGGGGAGAGAACAGCUAGGCGACUUGGUACUUAAAUGAAGCGAGUACUUUGUUGGCCAUCUCUGAGCCAUCUCUUUAGGUGCUGACAUUGACUUUACACAUGAGGGAAACCUCUAUCUCCGACCUUUGGGACCCCUACUAAAGUGGAAGCCCUUUUGUUCAUCGCAGUUACCAUGACUACAAGGAACUACACAAAACCUCCAUCCAACUGUUGCUGACUCUACUCUACGCAGGGUCUGUCAGGUGCAUGUGGGUCCUUAGGUGACAGUGUUAAAGAGGUACUCCACUGCUCCAGCAUUCAAAACAUUUU
Hyla sarda is the source of this 2520-nucleotide messenger RNA. RefSeq names its product eva-1 homolog A, regulator of programmed cell death (gene EVA1A). Lineage: Eukaryota; Metazoa; Chordata; Amphibia; Anura; Hylidae. The record is from RefSeq and is a predicted model, not a curated record. Bases 27 to 1454 code for a protein of 475 amino acids. Gene Ontology annotation, molecular function: carbohydrate binding. The transcript has 8 exons.